Molecule: messenger RNA, 1215 nt
Organism: Alternaria arborescens
Lineage: Eukaryota; Fungi; Ascomycota; Dothideomycetes; Pleosporales; Pleosporaceae
Exons: 3
Coding region: 1-1215 (404 amino acids)
Source: RefSeq, a predicted model, not a curated record
AUGGCACCCGUCGUGCACGUAAUCGACCCAGAUCCAGAUACGGUGUUAAUUCUCAGAAAUCCUUGUACGACCUUCGCGCCUUGGGAUUCUGAAGAGAAACCACAGAGUCCAGUAGUACGUGUCUCGAAGAAGGAAAGGAAGAAAAAGAGCAAAAGGAGAGUCGAUAGCUUAAACCUCCCAGAACACUAUCCUUCUUUGGCACUUGAUGGACUCGCUGUUGAUAGCAGUGGAACUUUUCUUGAGGACGGGUUUGGCGGGUCCAACGGAUCUGCAGGGGCUUCAUCUGCCAGCGAAGUUGCGCCUUCACUGACUAGACACAAAGAGCCUGUUGAGCCUGAAGAAGAGUCAAUCCACUACCAUGUUUCCUCACGCCACCUAAUGCUCGCGUCGCCUGUGUUCAAGCGAGCGCUGAACAAGGACGGGUUCACCGAAUCCGUUCGCAACGAAAUCGAUGGUUUCUUCCAUGUACAAGCCAGUGACUGGGACCCAGAAGCGUUUCUCAUCGUUCUUCAGAUCUUGCACGGUCGCAACAAGCAGGUGCCACGAAAAGUGAGUUUGGAUAUGCUUGCCAAGAUCGCCAUCCUUGAGGACUAUUACACUUUCGGAGAGUCCCUGGACGUGUUCACCGAGAUGUGGAUCCAAGAACUUAUCAGGGUGUCUAUACCUACAGUAUACUGCAGAGAUCUGGUAUUGUGGAUCUGGGUAGCAUGGUUGUUCGAUAAAGAUCAGCAAUUCGAGGAGGCCACCACCGUAGCUAUCAAGCAAAGCACCGAAGCACUCCGAACUUUAGAUCUUCCCAUUCCUCCAAUAUUAUCAGAUGAAAUCGACAAUACGCGAUACCAGGCCAUCGAGUUUGUUAUCGAAGCCCUUCACGACCGUCUCGAGAGAUACCGUUCCACCGAUUAUUUGUGCCCGUCCAAUGCGAAUCAGUCAUUCAUGUGCGGAUCCUUUCUUCUCGGUAGUGUGACGAAAGAGUUGAGCCGGCUGAAUUUCAUGUCGCCUCGACCAGAGGUUCCAUUUCCUGGUUUGAGUUUCGACAGAACCUGUGAACUAGUGGGAGCCAUGCAGUCUCCAUGGUGGUACUCUGCUAAUGGAAGUUACUCUCGGGCCCAUUCAUGUACAUUGAAUGCAGCAAUGAAAACUCUGAUAGAGGAUGUAUCGACUGCAGUUGGAGGGCUGAAUCUGGGCGAUCUCAAGAAGAGACGGGACAGUUGA